Lithohypha guttulata is the source of this 2232-nucleotide messenger RNA. RefSeq lists its product as uncharacterized. The transcript has a single exon. The record is from RefSeq and is a predicted model, not a curated record. NCBI's taxonomy places the organism in Eukaryota, Fungi, Ascomycota, Eurotiomycetes, Chaetothyriales, Trichomeriaceae. Bases 1 to 2232 code for a protein of 743 amino acids.
AUGGCUGAUUCCGGCCUGCGCUCCUCCAAACAUAAAAUUGAGAUGAUGCCUUCGCUUAUGCAGAAAAUCAGUAUGGCUGCAGGCUCAAGGCGAAAGCAAAAUAACAAGAACGAGGAAAUUCAUCCUCGCGACACACCACGUAAUGGUCAACAAUCAGGACUUGUGGUAUCAGCCAAACACCAACCUGAAGAAGAAACCCGAUCUGACGAUAAUGCAUCUCAAGCUUCCAGUAAUUCUGCGGUCAAAAGGCGAUACACUAUCACAUCCCGACACAAGGCCCCAGCUUCUGAGGAAAAUUCACGUAACGGGAAAUAUCCAGUAGCUACCGAGACAAGCUCCCGAGACAACAGAGCGCAGCAUGACCGAGAGUCGAACCAUGCCACACCAGUUGCAGAUUCUGUCGACCGUCGUAAUCAAUCUUCCGGAAUUAAUGUUCCCGUUGUGGGUGAUGACUUUCAGUCUCGCCUAGAAGAAUUGAAGCAAUUCAAAGCAUGGAGCGAACGCAUUCGCUUAGGAAAGGAACAGCAACCUGAGCCCAUUGGCAGACCCAACGCAGAGUCCUCUAGGUACCCUGUAGCGCCGGAGCACGUCGAUGUCUUCCAUGAUUUAGCUAUGCAUAACCAACCCAUGUCCUAUCAACGACCGAUUGGAGGGAACCAUGACCUGCCUCUACGCCACGAAGCUGACAUCGUGGAAACAAACAUCGAAGCGCCGACACCAUUCUCGACGCCGCAAGUUACGCCCAUACCAAUCAAAAAAUCAGAUCUCACUCAGGAUGGGACUAGCUCUGUUUGUGCAGCGGCAUCACCUCCUGGCUUCAACUUACACGAGCCGACAGCGGCUGAUGACGGCAGGUCCGGAAGACCUAGGACCAUGUCAAGAACUAUGGUUAUCGGCUCGACACCGCCCAAAGAACUGGAAAACAUGUCAAGCUCAAGGUCGCAAUCACGCUCUCAUGCUCCGGUUCAGGCACCCUCGCAUGCAAGUCAUAAGGACAAGAAGUACCCGCCUGUAUCAUUCCCACAGAACUUCAACGAGAUGUAUGCAGAACAAACUGCCACUGCUGCACGUAAUCAGCCCACGAUCGUCGUCAACGCAAGAAACAAAAUCCCCUCAGUAUCACCUCACACAAGACAGACGCCCCAAAAUGAGAAGAAGGAAACCACUCAACAGCUACCUCCGGCAACACCACACGACAAACGCGGCAGACCAACUUUCUACAGCACAAUCCACUAUUUCACCGAAUGCUCACAUGCUUCACCUCCAGCUCACCGACCUCUCGAUCCAGAUGCUCAACCACGAACAGAUCUAGACUUUCACCCAUCAAACCCAGCGAUCACCCGGAGUAUCAUUCCUGGAAUGUGCUUUAACUGCGACACCUCGUACAGACGUACACAGGAAAACGCAGUGAUCGAAGGCAGCACAAGGCGGAUCGUCAAAUUGAACGAGGAGCUAUCUGACCUGCUCGAUCAUCUUGAAAUGCUUGAUUAUGCCUCAUCAAGUGACGACGAGGAGCGAUUCUCGACGGACAGACACGGCGCUGGUUUGGUAACGAUGUGCAAGUUCCCGGAGGACGAACAUGAUCUACGUCACGAGAUUAGUACGUUGUCGCUGCCACCGAUUAGUGACGACGAUUUGUUGCCUAGGGCGUCCAGGAAGUCCAAGCGGACGGCGGAGCAGCUUUCGUAUCAGACUCGUACAAUGGCGCAAAUACGAGAGAUUGAGACAGCUAUUGAUAAUUUGAGGAGUGAGCAGGAUAGGAAGGUUACGAGCGUCUGGAGAGGCUUUACAAGUCGUUGGGGUCCUGCCACGCUGGGAGUGCAAAGAGCUGGACAAAUGAGUGAUGUGCAUAGUGAGCCAACUGCUGAGCAUGUUGCACAACGUGCUACGGCAGCGGAAGGGGUGGACAUUGGUAACUUGCGCAUCCGCGACGGAAGCCCAAAUGAUGUACAGGUUGUGCGAGUUACGAAUCAGAUUGGGGACGACGAAGAUGAUGGAGUCAGUACGGCCAGUCUCGCAGGAAGUACUUUGGUCGGUCGAGGCGGUGUCAUUGAUAAGACCAGUCCUCCUAGGACUCGUAGUGUGAGUCGCGGAAGGAGUAGCGGAACAAAUAAGAGUCGCACAUCGUCAGCGUCAAGGACCGCUUCAGUGCUAUCUCAUCGAGAUGUCCCGCGGUCAAGAACACCUGGUGAAGGGAGGAUGAAAGUGGGUUGGAUCCGAGAGGAUAAAUAG